This is a messenger RNA of Punica granatum (pomegranate), 2801 nucleotides long. NCBI's taxonomy places the organism in Eukaryota, Viridiplantae, Streptophyta, Magnoliopsida, Myrtales, Lythraceae. The record is from RefSeq and is a predicted model, not a curated record.
CUUUAUCUCCUAUCCAAUUUACAAUGGGCAUCCCCACGCUGCACAUUUCCGGCAUAGUCGUUUUGAUCAUGUUUUGCUUUUCUGGGAGCCAGAGCUCGGGGGAAAUGGUAAGAACUGUGAAUGACGAGAAAAUAUUAGACAUCGGUGUGAUUCUCAAUUUGGGCUCCUUGGUUGGCAAGGAAGCUCGGGCAGCUAUAGAAAUAUCUAGCCAAGACUUCAACUCCAUUUCGAGAGGCUACAAGCUAAAGCUUCAUCACGAGAACUCGGGUGGAAAGCCUCUUCUGGCAGUAUCUUCGGCUGAAAAGCUCAUCAAGAGGAAGAAAGUGAAGGCUAUUAUCGGCUUGGAGACGUGGAAGGUAGCCGAAUUAGUAGCUGAGCUCGGCAAUCGAUUUCAAGUCCCCAUGAUCUCCCUGGCAGGAAACCAAUUUGGAAGGAUGAUACCAGGAGUAAUUCAAAUGGUUAGUAACAAGUCUGAACAGCUCAGGUGCAUGGCGAAUAUCGUCAGGACUUAUAAUAGGCAUCGAGCGUCGAUAAUUUAUGAGGACAUGUACGAUGACAAUUAUUCGUUGUCAUUGUAUCUGUCAAAGGAGCUUCAUAAUGCCGGGUCUGAGAUUGAAGAACAAGUCGUCCUCCCACCAUAUUCCUCACUAUCCGAUCCGGCAUAUGUAGUUAAACAGAAGUUAGGGAUGUUUAAGGGAAAAUUGUCCCCAGUUUUUAUCGUUCUUGAUUUGUCUUUGCCAAUGGCAAGUCAUCUGCUCAAAGAAGCAAAGCAGAUGGGAUUUUUUAGAGGAGACUCAAUUUGGGUUCUCUCAGAAUCAGUGUUGAACCUCUUAAAUUCAGUCCAUUCAAAUGUCACCUUCUCCAUGAGGGGUGCAAUUGGAGUAGUGACAGACCUCCCUAGGAAGAACAAACAGUACUUGGAUUUCAUUCACAAGUUCCAUCGCAAAUUAAAUCACGAGGCUCGUGAUUCUAUGCCGGGAAUUCAUGUCCUCCGAGCAUAUGACUCCAUUACAAUGGUAACCAAAGCCAUGGACGGAGCAUCCAGUAGUGCCGAAAUCACUUCAAAACUUCUCAUGAAGAGAAUGUUGCAGAGCAAAUUCGACGGCCUGAGCGGGCAAGUCGCAUUUAUAGAGGGCCAGAUAUUGAACCCGAGAAAACCGAAAUUAGUAAGCAUCAGCGAUGGGACGAAAUUAUUAUACAAAGACCUCAACAUAUGGUCGCCUCAGAAUGCGUUAUCCGCUGCUAAUAAUGCCGUGCCAGAGCUAAAACAUGGCAUCAAGGAGUCUAAAGGAGGGGAGGCAACGUGCUCUGUCAGUGAUGUUCAUCUCUCUGGUCCGAUGAAGAUUGGGGUGCCACGCCAUACACCCUUUGAUAAGUUCGUGAAGGAGGUCAAUGAUUCAAGUGGGAAGACACUGUAUAUCGGUUUUUGCAUUGAAGUUUUUGAGAGCAUUCUUUCAGUUUUGAAAAGCACCUCGGCCCAAACCUUUGACGACUACCAUUUUGUUCCUCACAAUGGAUCGUAUGAUGAUCUGGUUCAGGAAGUCCAUAACAAGACUUAUAAUGUGGCGGUCGGGGACAUAACUAUCCUCGCCAAUCGCUCGGAGAAUGUCGACUUCACCCAACCAUUCAUGGAGUCGGGGCUAUCGAUGAUAGUAGUGGCAGAACCGGACAAGACGGAUUCAUUGAUCUUUCUGAAACCUUUCACCCCAACCAUGUGGUUAGCUUCUGGUGGUGUAUUGAUCUUCACUAUGUUGACAGUUUGGUUCCUAGAGCGCUCUAAAAGCCCGGCGUUUCAAGGCAAGAAGUUGACUGAUCAGCUUGCUACUGCACUUUGGUUCACUUUCUGUUCUCUCUUCCACGCCCAUGGGGAUAUAAUAUAUCGAAACUUGACCCGAAUAGUCCUCGUGGUCUGGUUCUUCGAGGCAUUGAUCCUGACUCAGAGCUACACGGCCAGCCUGACCUCGAUGCUGACAGUCCAAAAGCUGAAGCAGAACCAGAUCACGAUGGAGUGGCUGAAGCAGAACAACGCGAGGGUGGGCUGCGACAACUCUACCUUCGUGUGCGAUCUCUUGGAGAGAGCCCAUAACUUCAGAAAAGACACCAUUGUUGGGAUUAACAAUUACACAGAGUUCCAUGAGCAAUUGAACAAUGGGAUUAUUAAGGCCAUUUUCGUAGAGUACCCUUACGAAAGGGCUUUCUUAACUCGCUACUGCAGUGGCUUCUCGGUCACGCACCAGUCGUACAGAUUCGGAGGAUUCGGCUUUGCGUUCGAGAAAGGCUCUCCAUGGACCAAAAAGUUCUCCGAGGCAAUCUUGGAACUUUCGGAGAGCGGAAAGCUCAAACAGAUGGAAGACAAAUCGUUCCAAAAGGAAUGCCUCAUGGAGAAAGCGAAUGCCACGGCAUCCUCAGACUCGAAGACCCAGAGCUUAGGCCUUGGAAGCUUCUGGGCUCUCCAUGUCUACUCCCUAGGCACUUCUGCGCUUUGUUUGCUGCUCUCUUGGUUCCGCUCGAGAAGGAACGGCGACAGUGGCCAUGCAAACAUUGCCGAUGGACAGCCAAACGGGGCUUCACAACGGGAGCACCGGAACCUCGAGAUGGAUGAACUCCACGACCAAACUAGAUGACACCAAGACAACAUUCUCGUAUAUAUUAAAUUUUUAUUUGCUUUAUCAGUUGUAGUUAACCCGUUAUAGUUUUAUUGUAUAAUUGAUGUUUAUUUUAAAAUAUUGAAAAUCAUAUUAUAUAAUGAAUAAACAUAUUAUGAUAACAAUUGAAUUUUAUUCAAUGCACUUUUUCGCAAA